Molecule: messenger RNA, 477 nt
Organism: Mixia osmundae IAM 14324
Lineage: Eukaryota; Fungi; Basidiomycota; Mixiomycetes; Mixiales; Mixiaceae
Exons: 2
Coding region: 1-477 (158 amino acids)
Source: RefSeq, a predicted model, not a curated record
AUGCGAGGAUGUGCGGCGGAAGGCUCUCGAGAACUUCGGUGUAUCUGCAUUCGCUCCCUAAAUGCUAAUAGCCUUUGCUUACGCCGUGGCACGCUCGCCAACACUGCGACGCAGCACACGAGCCAUCGAUGUCCGCCGCAGUUAUGCACAGGGUCCGGUAUCUCCUGGUACGAAAUAUCGCAAGCGAAAUCAGCGAGAUCAAUGCGUGAGCUCAUCAGGGCUGCAUACACGCCCUCUAGAGGCCAUGUCAAUCGUAGCAAAGAAGCUGACCCAACUAUGAGCGUGUACACGUCGGACGCAGGCCAUUCAGCCGCUCAAUGGAUCAGAGCUCGCGCAAACUUGACCAGGCUGGCCGUCGGCACGGAUCCGAAUGGCUUCCGGGACUCUAGUACGAGCAUUCAGAGGGACAGCGUGGACCGAUACCCAUUGGGAUCUCAUGGAAUUCGUCCGGCCGAUAAUUCAAAGCGGCAUCCCUGA